This is a messenger RNA of Myotis davidii, 741 nucleotides long. Its product is annotated as HLA class II histocompatibility antigen, DRB1-16 beta chain. The record is from RefSeq and is a predicted model, not a curated record. Lineage: Eukaryota; Metazoa; Chordata; Mammalia; Chiroptera; Vespertilionidae. The coding region runs from base 1 to 741 and encodes 246 amino acids. Gene Ontology annotation, biological process: immunoglobulin production involved in immunoglobulin-mediated immune response; peptide antigen assembly with MHC class II protein complex; immune response. Gene Ontology annotation, molecular function: MHC class II protein complex binding. Gene Ontology annotation, cellular component: MHC class II protein complex; late endosome membrane; lysosomal membrane. The transcript has 6 exons.
AUGGGGACGCAGGUGCAAGGUUCUGAGGCUGAGACCCUGAGGCUGUGGUGGGAGUGGCUUGCCCAGUGCUGCCAGGCGCAUUUCCUGCUUCAGCCUAAGGCCGAGUGUCAUUUCUACAACGGGACGGAGCAGGUGCGGUACCUGGAGAGAUACUUCUACAACAGGCAGGAGUAUGUGCACUUCGACAGCGAUCUGGGGGAGUACCGCGCGCUGACCGAGCUGGGCUGGCCUGAUGAGAAGGACUGGAACAGCCAGGAGGACCUCAUGGAGCAGAAGCGGGCAGCGCUGAACAAGUUCUGCAGACACAACUACUGGGUGUCUGAGGGAUUCUCAGUGCAGCGGAAAAGGACCUUCCAGACCCUGGUGAUGCUGGAGACAGUUCCCCGGAGCGGGGAGGUCUACACCUGCCAAGUGCGGCACCCCAGCAGCACCAGCCCUGUCACCAUGGAAUGGAGGGCCCAGUCUGGAUCCGCACAGAGCAAGGUGCUGAGUGGAGCCGGGGGCUUCUUGCUGGGGCUGCUCUUCCUCGGGGCAGGGUUGCUCAUCUACUUCAGGGCUCAGAAAGGACACUCUGCACUUCAGCCCACAGGUAACCCUCUUGAGAGCUUAUUUGGAGGUUCUAGCAGGGGAGAGCCGCCUCGGGCUCUGGCUGAGUUCUGGCUCCUGUCCUGCAGCAGCUCCUCCCUGCUGGUUCCUCCUGCCCUGGACCUGGAGGCCCCAGUGUUGACUGCAGACCCUUAG